AUGUCGACUUUCCCUGAUGCCGACGAGUUCUUGAAGGAGAAGCCUAGCCUUGGAAUGAGGGCCGAAGCAACUACCCUGGAUUUGUUAACCAAGGUGCGAAAUUCGGAUGAUGCUUCGCCGCAAUGUGUUUCCGUUACGGAUUUCCUUCCCCGGUUUGUGGAAAACGUUUGCAUUAAGCAGUCUAACGUCAGGUCACCUGUCCCUGAAACUCCCCAGUUGACAAUAUUCUAUGCCGGGAAAGUGCUAGUGUUUGAUGCUUUUCCGCCUGAGAAGGCAACGGAAAUCAUGGAGUUAGCCACCAAGCUUGCCUGUGAUGAUUCUGUCAACAACAAACAUACUUUUAGAGUUCCCGUUAAUCAUGAAAAUUUGAACGUGAUCAAGGCACCUCAAUUAAUAAGCAAUCCUUGUCCAGGACCCCAAGUUUUUGAUUCAGAUAUGAGAUAUCCAAGAAGAGUUUCAUUAUUAAAGUUUCUUGAGAAGAGGAAAGAAAGGGUGAUUGCUAGAGGACCUUAUCAAAUUAACAGUUGUCCCAAUCACGAGGGAAGCCGUUCCAAACACUUUGACCUUAACUUAUAGAUAGGAAUCUAGCUCGUCAUCCAAUUAGGUUAUUAAUGAAACUGAUUAGUUUCAGAAAUAUCCAAGUAGUUAUACUUAUGCGCAUGAUAUUAUUUUAUUUUUUAUUUUUUGAAUGUAACUAAUAGUUUAAUUUUACAUGC
Molecule: messenger RNA, 716 nt
Organism: Gastrolobium bilobum
Lineage: Eukaryota; Viridiplantae; Streptophyta; Magnoliopsida; Fabales; Fabaceae
Product: jasmonate ZIM domain-containing protein 1-like
Exons: 5
Coding region: 1-576 (191 amino acids)
Biological process (GO): response to wounding; regulation of jasmonic acid mediated signaling pathway; regulation of defense response
Cellular component (GO): nucleus
Source: RefSeq, a predicted model, not a curated record